Molecule: messenger RNA, 6964 nt
Organism: Diorhabda sublineata
Lineage: Eukaryota; Metazoa; Arthropoda; Insecta; Coleoptera; Chrysomelidae
Gene: Eip63E
Product: cyclin-dependent kinase 14
Exons: 10
Coding region: 158-1717 (519 amino acids)
Biological process (GO): protein phosphorylation
Cellular component (GO): cytosol; cytoplasm; nucleus
Molecular function (GO): ATP binding; cyclin-dependent protein serine/threonine kinase activity; cyclin binding
Source: RefSeq, a predicted model, not a curated record
GUAUACAAAUAAAAAUAAUGGCCGAUUUGGUCUAGUAGUGUUCUUCAUGUUUUGACUUAGUGUGUGUAUAAAAACUUAAAAUAUUUAUUAACAAUUAUGUUAAAAAUAAUUCGGUGAGAUUAACUUCAAUUCCAAAUGAACUAAAAAGUGUGUGAUUAUGUACGGUAGAAAAUUAGAACUUUAUACUAGUGAACCUUCUAGCACGGAAUCUAAAACCGUGAAGAAUGGCUUAUCAGGUUUACCAACGUCGGGAGUUACUAUGCGAGAAAAGAAGAGCGGGGCUCUGUCUCGAAUGCAAAAGCUCAAAAAGAGGUUGUCACAUUCUUUUGGACGAUUAUCCGUAUCGAAGGAAGAAGCGGAAGAACACAACCACCACGGUAAAUUACCUUACAAUGGUUACAGUGAUGAAUUUCUAGAUCGACUAGAACCAAAUGGAAAUAUACCUGCCGGAAAGAAUAUUAGAUACGGCGAGUAUUCCACUUACGGUCCAAGCGGAGAAAUGGGUUCAAUGCGGAGCGCACAAUCAGCUGAAUGGAAUAAUGUCGGUGGACACGACAGGGUCAAGAGGCAAUUAUCGGUUUCUAGCGAUAGUAAAUUAUUAGACGAAGAUAUUCGAGAAGAGACUAAAGUGAUACUGAGGCCGAGAAAACCCCCGAGACCUAAAUCGGAAGUUUUGCUCAAUCAGGGUGGUGAUAAUCGACGAACGAAGCGAUAUUCGGCGUUCGGGGGCGAUUCACCCUUCGGGAAAUCAGAAGCUUAUAUUAAAUUAGAACAAUUAGGUGAAGGUUCAUACGCGACUGUGUACAAAGGAUUUAGCAAUUUACAAAAUCAAGUUGUGGCGUUAAAAGAAAUAAUCCUCCAAGAAGAAGAAGGUGCUCCAUUUACAGCAAUCCGAGAAGCUUCCUUAUUAAAAGAACUGAAACACGCGAAUAUCGUCACUUUACAUGACAUCGUACAUACCAGACAGACACUGACAUUCGUCUUCGAAUACGUCCAUACGGAUCUAUCGCAAUAUUUAGAACGACACAGCGGCGGUUUGGAUCCCAGAAACGUCAGACUGUUCCUCUUCCAAUUACUUAGAGGUCUCGCAUAUUGCCACAAAAGAAGAGUCCUCCAUCGCGACGUCAAACCCCAAAAUCUCCUAAUCAGCGAAAUCGGCGAAUUAAAAUUAGCAGAUUUCGGUUUGGCGCGAGCCAAAUCCGUACCGAGCCAUACGUACUCCCACGAGGUCGUUACCUUAUGGUACCGACCGCCCGACGUACUAUUAGGCAGCACCGAUUAUUCUACGUCGUUAGAUAUGUGGGGCGUCGGUUGUAUAUUCGUCGAAAUGAUAACAGGAAUGGCGAUAUUUCCAGGAGUCCGUGAUACCUACGAUCAACUAGAUAAAAUAUUCAAGAUUCUUGGUACUCCGACAGAAGAAGAUUGGCCGGGGGUUAGUCAACUACCAGGGUAUCACAAAAUACACAAAUUGGGGCAGUACAAACCUCGUAAAUUGGGUUUUUGUUGGUCAGCGCUCCACGAUAUCGUACACGGUGAAAGUAUGGCUAGCGGUCUGCUCCAAUUGAAUCCUCAACUACGAUUAGGCGCCGAAGAAGCCAUGGUACAUCCUUAUUUCGAUGGGUUACCUAAGAAGCUACUAGAACUACCGGACGACUGUUCGAUAUUUACUGUUGAGGGUGUGCAUCUCUAUCCGGAACAGUAUUCGUCAGUUAAAUGAGGGUGGUCUUGAUACCCUCUUGGGAAGAAAAGUAUCUUGAAACAAUGAAAAAUAUCUCGUCAGCUCUAGCAAAAAAAAAUGUCGACGUUAUUUGUUCUUUUUUUUCGCGUAUUUGAUAUCGUCAUAACGAAAUAAUUCGAUUUAUAUUUCGAAUGGGUUCAGUUUCACGCGAUUCGCGUUUUUUUCGUCGGACAUUCGGUGUAAUAAGCACGGUUUCUAUAGGGAAAGUUGUUAACCCGUUAUGAAUUUUAUAUUCUUCUGCUCAUUUUAAUUUAUACUCUAAAUGGGUUACGUUUUACAUCUACUUUAUUUUUUGGGAUGGGACAUUCGGUAUAUAUAUAUAUAUAUAUAUAUAUAUAUAUAUAUAUAUAUAUAUUUCAAAUGAGGUAAUAGCAAGUUUUUGGGGACAUUUGGUAUAGCAAAAACUAUUUUUUUCAAAAAAAAAUCUGUUUUAUAUUUCAUUUCUGUGUGCUUUGUAUAUUUGUACGAAAUCAAUUAUCACUAGAGUUUGUCCUAAAUUUUUUGGGACAUUCGAUAUAAUAAAAAUGAUUUUUUGAGAUAAAAAAUAAUCUUUUUUUCUGUUUGCAACUACUGUCACUCAAUUUUAUUAUAUUUGAAAUGAGUUUUGUUUAACAUCAAUAGCAAGUUUUUAGGGACAUUUGGUAUAGUAAAAACGAUUUUUAUCAAAAAAAAUCUUACACUUGUUGCUGCUUUGUAUAUAUGUACAAAAUCAAUCACCACAACAGUAUAUCCUACUUUUUUUGGAACAUUAGGUAUAAUAAUAACAACCAUUUUCGUAACAGAAAUUGUAUUUAUUUUAGUUUGUUUCCAAACUAAUUUAUAUUUUAUAUCAAUCGCUUUUUUGAAAGGACAUCCUGUAUAGUAGUAGGUUUACGUAAAAAAAAUAUUUACCUUUCAGUUAUCGCUGUUUUGAAAAAUUAUACAAAACUCAUUUUUAAUAUGGUGCUUUAGUGGGACAUUCAUUAUAGUCAAAAUGGAUUUUAUUAUUUCAAAUUAUAUUUGAAAUAAAUUGAUUUUUACAUCGAUCUCGACUUUUUAACACCAACAUCGAUUUUUUAUGGGACAGUCUAUAUAAUAAUAUUUUCUUUUGGGGAAAUUGUAAACCGGUUUUCAAUUUUCACAUUCUGCCGCUCAAUUUGAUCUAUAUCUGAAAUUAAUUGAUUUCCUCAACAACCUCAAUUUUUUAUUGAACCGCAUUUUUUAUAGGACAUUCGAUAUGGUAAUAAAAGGUUUUGAACAAAAAAAUGUACACUCAUUUUGUAUUCCAAAAGUUAAAUUUAUAGAAAACUGCUUCUUCCUAAUUGUUUCGUGGGACAUUCGGUAUAGCAACAACGAUUUUUAAAAAAAAAUUGCAACUUCUUUUGAACAUACAGUAGAGUGAAAAUCGUAUCUAAAUUAUUUUAUAUAUAUUAAUAAAAUAUUUUUUUAAUCAAGAAAUUUUUUUAGUUUUCCAAAAAGAACUCUCUGAUUGAAGCUGUAUUUUUCAAAAAGGGUUUCUGCAUACAUAAAGUUCAAAUUAUAAAGCAAUCAUCACUUAAAAGAAAACUAAAGGCGAAUUUGAAUGAACAAACUAUAUAAUGAUAAACCCUUUUACUCCCACCUACUCUCAUUAUCCAAUCUAUACAGUGUUGCCACUUGUUUCAUAACGACUGUAACAUCGUAAAUUUUCGCCGAGCGAUCUGUAUUUACGCAGAUUAGAAUGUAAGACAGGGUGUUUGUAACACAUAUUAUUAUUUUUUAAUAUUAGUUUAGGAAUGUAAAAAAAAAAUCUUUGUGAUACGUAACGUUAGUGUUAAUUCUGGUAAGUUUGUAGACUGAAAAAAAUAAUUUAUGCAGCUGGGCGCGAUUUUUGAUAUUUGACUUGUUAAAAUUAACAAUUUUCGGAAUUUAAGAGCAAACGAAUGUCAUAAAUGGUGCUGGUUGUAUUGUAAAAGUUUUUGGUCGAUUCCGAAACAAUAGUGAUGAUUAUAAAGUGAAACACUCACUCUCACACACACACACACACACCAAACCAUUCCUUCCAUGGUGCUCAAUUACUAUAGACUAGUUUGCUGGAGGAAAUAAAAUUUGCGAAAAUCUGUUAAGCUCUUUGAAUAAUACGGUUACUGUAAAAGAAUAUCAUUUUUCAUUUUUUUUUUCAUUAUUUAUUUUGUUUGUGGCUACAUUUUUUGUAGUAGCUUAAAAUUAUACGCUGCCAUGCAGCGGAACUGAAGUUUCCCAAACUGAGAUUGACAUUGCCUUGCCUACUCAGAUACAAUAAUUUCUUUUACAUAAAAAACAUGUGAAGUGAGGUUAUAUUUGAUUGUUUUAGUUCCCCGUAAAUGUCUGUACUAAAAUUCGAAUUUAUAUGCGAAAAAUCGAAAAUGGUAAGGCCCUGCUAUUUUCUUCAUAUGAAAAAUCUAAUUGAAAAUGGUGAGGCCCUGCUAUGUUAUUCAUAUAAAAAAAUCUCCUAAUUGGCUUUUACAAAAAACAAAUUUUAUGAUGAUUAGAUUAUGCAAGAUACUGCAAGGUACUUCACAUCAGAUGAAUGUCAUUAUUGAAGACGAUGAGCCUCUUUCAGUUACUUCACAUUCGAAGAAUGUGAUUUUGUAUAAUGAUAAAGUUCUAUCUCUACAACCAAAAAAUGCGGUAUUGGUGAUCGUAAGGCUAUGCUAUAUUCUUCACAUGCAAAAAAUGGAAAUGAAGGUGACUAAAAAGUCAUUUACAGUUCCCAAUCUUAAAAUUGUUAGUAUUUGUAAUGGUAGGUAAGGCCUCGUUAUGGUUUUUCAAAUUCGACAAAUGUGAGUUUUGUAACUGUUCGGUUCUUCACAACCACAAAUUACAGUUGUUAUUGAUUACAAGGACCUGUCAGAUUUUUUACACUCAAAAAAUGUGAUUUUUCACGACUCUGCUUGAUACUUUAAAGAACAUUAAAAAAAUGUCCUUAUUGAAUAUACUGAACGAGAAAAAUCUGAUUGUUCAAAAUGGUAAGGCCCUGCUACAUGAUAUUCAUUUGGAAAAUUAAAUUUUUAAAGAUUGAAAGGUUCUACUAGAUUCUUUACAUUAAAAAAAUAUUCAUUAGGGUAAGGUUCUGCUAUGCCCUCCACAUUAUAAAAAUCUGACUGUUCAAUAUGGAAAGAACCUGCUUAAUGAUUCGUAUUUGCAUUCUAAAGAUGGAAAGUCCUAUUAGAUUCUUCACAAUUAAUAAACAAUUAUUAUCUAUAAUAGUCAAACCCUACUGUGUUCUUCACACUUGAAAAAUAUGAUUGUUUAAUAUGGUAACGCCCUAAUAGAUGAUUUACAUUUGGAAAAUUUAUUUUUUGAGGAUGGAAAGGCUAUAUUAGUUUCUUCACAUACAAUAAAUUGUCACUAUAAUGGUAAGGCUCUGCUGUGUCUCUUCACGCUCGAAAAAUCUAUUUUUCUAGAUGGUGAGGCCCUGCUAGAGGAAUCGCAUUUAAAAAACUUAAUUAUUGGAGAUGUUGAGGAUCAUAAAGUACAGACAUUUACGAGAGUAAUUUUGGAUAAUGAUCUUGAUGACGAAAAAAGAAAUAUAUUUCGACUUCUAUAUUCACCUUUCUUGUGAAGGGACCGAAAUAAACUUACACUCUCAAAUUUAUUCUUGUAAAUAUUGUACAAAAAGGUUUUAUUGUUGAAUCUUACCAAUUACACUGUUGUUUUUUUGCAUUUAGAAUUUUUUUAGUUGUAAUGGUUUAUCUAGAAACAGAAGAAGGUAGUGUCGUAUCGGCUACUUAGUAAUUUAGUCAUUAUGUAACUAGAGGUUCUUAGCAAAUCUAAAUCCAUAUAAUGCAGCGUCGACAAUAAUCUACCUAACGAGGAUCGUUGGUGUUUAAUAAAUUUUGUAUUGGCAGCUUUAAUUUUAUUUUUCUUCUCGUUGUUUUUUUAUCAUCAUCAUUUAAAAUUCAAAAUAUUCACCACCUUGGUCACAAAUUGAACGCAGCUGAUGUGAAAGUGACAAAUAGUUAUAGAAUUUGUUGCGAUUCGGAUGCGGUACCGCAUUGUGUAACCAGUCCCUAACCCCUAUAUGAUUGAAAACCGUUAGGCAGCUAUUGUUGAACAUUAGUAAUCAAUUAUUAACUAAAAAAAUUAGCGACUAUGGAUUUAGACUAUUAUUUUGUACAUUUUUAUUUUUUUAGUUAUUUUUUGGAUCUAAGGUAGCCAUAUCGUGAAGACUUUUGUAACCGUCUAGUUGAAUAUCCAAAAAAAAUUAUUACAAGUGAUAAAAAUGAGAGAAUAUGACGUAAAAUCUAGAAAAAAACUCUCAUUAAGUGCCAAAGGGCAACAGCUUUAGCUCUAGCUACAAUAUAUUCGAUUUAGUUAUCAUUUUUUUCACAAGUGUAUCUUUAAAGUGAUUAAUCUGAAAUAUUUAGAAAAUUUACACAAUUUAUCGCCAUGUUUGAUUAAAGCGCCAUUUUUUAUAUAAGCGCCAUCUUGAAUUUAAAACUGAUUAUCGUUUUUAAGGUAUCCUAGUGGAAUGUGAUACUAUAGAUUUGAUCAAAAGUAGUUUCGUGAUAAUUUAGGCCUAAAACCUCUUAUUUUUUCUUCUUUUUCUUAAUUGAAAAGGCACUAAGUUUUGCGGCAAUGCACCCCUCCAAUUUUCGUCCAAUACGCGUCUUUUACAACGUUUAAAUGUAGAUGGCGUGUUACAUAUUAGCGUUUAGACUAUAUUUCACAUCCAAAGCUCCGUGCAUGCUUUAGCGCACAAUUUGGUUAAUUUUACAACAAUAAAUAAAUCAAAAAAAAUCAAAUCGCUAAAUUUUGGAAAAUGAUAUUUAACACUAUAAAUUAAUUACACGUCUUCUAAACUCAUUCUUCUUAUAAUUACAACACAAGAUAGAGAAUACGUGAUAUUUUUGGAAUAUCUCGGCAUUGCUCGUACGUGUUCGUCCGUGUAGUUCUGGUGUGAUGUAAUAGUGCUUAUUAUACACUACGUCGAGUGCUCGAGUGACUUUGACGAACGUAUAUCGCCAUUAAAUAAUUUUUCGAACAUAUAAAUAUCAUUUUCCAAAAAAAUUUUUUAUAUAGUAUACAAAUUUAGUGCGAAGUAUGUCAAAUUGUUAUAUUUUUUUGGUUUGUUGACGAUGUAUUUAUAUAAAUGCGGUGACAUAUUGUUAUGUUGAUGAAAACUGCGAAAAAAUGGUGUACGGAAAACAUAAAUAUCGUUACACUGUAAAUAGAAAUAGUUGUUUAUAAUAUAAGAAUAUCGAAAAUAUUAAUAAAUGUCUUUAU